Molecule: messenger RNA, 273 nt
Organism: Plasmodium malariae
Lineage: Eukaryota; Apicomplexa; Aconoidasida; Haemosporida; Plasmodiidae
Product: cysteine-rich PDZ-binding protein, putative
Exons: 4
Coding region: 1-273 (90 amino acids)
Biological process (GO): cytoplasmic microtubule organization
Molecular function (GO): microtubule binding
Source: RefSeq, a predicted model, not a curated record
AUGCCAUGUGAAAAGUGCGAAAAGAAGUUGAAAAAAUUGCCAACACCUGAUGUCAAGAAUAGUUCAACAAGACCAGCUGGUGUUAAUAAAUUAUUGGAAUAUCACACUACCAAGCAAAAAUUUAAUCCGAAUAACAGAAAAUGCAAAAAGUGUAGUAGUCAACUGCAUUUUGAUGGAAAAUAUUGUUCAGUAUGUUCUUAUAAAUUAGGAAAAUGUAAUUUAUGCGGUAAAACCAUAACAGAUACUUCCUCCCAUAACAUGUCAAUAGUUUAA